AGCAUCUACUCCUCGUGCAAGACCCAUCUCUGUCCGACUUUUGCCUCUUUCAACUCAACUCACACCCUCCAUUCCAACAACAUCACUACAAUGGCGGACGCAAGGAAAAAGCAGCUCGCCUUCAACAUCAUCGACUUCCUCCGUACCUCGUCCGAGGACGGUACCGUGAAGGAGGACGACAAGGAGAGCAUGGAGGUUGCGAUCCAGUGCAUUGCCGAGUCGUUUGGCGUGGACCCAGACUCGGCCGAGGACCAGGCAGCGUACUCGAUCAAGCCUGCUAGCCUGCUCAACCUGCUCGACGUGCUCGCCAAGACGAGGAGCAAGAACACUGGCGCCGGCGCCGGCGCCUCUGCUGCUGCUACCCCUGCCCCUGCCGCUGCUGCUGCUGCUUCGUCGGCAGCAUCCGAUGCCGAGGACAAGAAGAAGGCCGAGACGCUCAAGGCCGAGGGCAACGCUUUGAUGUCCAAGAAGCAGCACCAGGCUGCCAUUGACAAGUACACCGAGGCGAUCAAGCUCAACCCCAACCCCGUCUUCUACUCGAACCGUGCCGCCGCUUGGGGAGCCCUCGGCAAGCACGAGCAGGCGGCCGAGGACGCCGAGCGCGCCAUCGACCUUGACCCCAACUUCUCCAAGGGCUACUCCCGCCUGGCCCAUGCCGAGUUCUCCCUCGGAAACUACCAGAAGGCAGUCGACGCGUACGAGGACGGCCUCAAGAUCGACCCCACAAACGCCAACAUGAAGGCUUCGCUCGCGACGGCCAAGACCCGUCUCGCCGAGCAGGCCCCCUCCGACCUCCGCGAGGCUGCGCCAGCUGCUGGCGCCGGUGGUGCGGGCGGCAUGCCCGACCUCUCGUCGCUUGCCAGCAUGCUCGGCGGCGCCGGCGGCGGCGGCAUGCCGGACAUUGCUUCGAUGAUGCGCAACCCCCAGAUGAUGGCCAUGGCUCAGCAGAUGAUGUCCAACGGCGGAUUGGAGCGCCUCAUGGCCAACCCUGCGCUUCGUCAGAUGGCCGAGAACAUGCAGGGCGGCGGCGGCAUGCCCGACUUCAACGCUCUCGCCCAGGACCCUGCCAUGCGCGACCUUGCCCAGCAGUUCAUGGGCGGAGGUGGUGCUGGCGGUGCCGGCCAGGGACGAUAGAUGACAGCUUCUCUUACCACAGCAGCCCCUUUAUUCGUAGUGUGUGAGCGAGGCGACGAUGCAUUAUCGAUGACCUAG
Vanrija pseudolonga is the source of this 1212-nucleotide messenger RNA. RefSeq names its product Small glutamine-rich tetratricopeptide repeat-containing protein 2. Gene Ontology annotation, molecular function: molecular adaptor activity; protein binding. The transcript has 6 exons. The record is from RefSeq and is a predicted model, not a curated record. Gene Ontology annotation, cellular component: TRC complex; membrane. Lineage: Eukaryota; Fungi; Basidiomycota; Tremellomycetes; Trichosporonales; Trichosporonaceae. Bases 91 to 1134 code for a protein of 347 amino acids. Gene Ontology annotation, biological process: post-translational protein targeting to endoplasmic reticulum membrane.